UUGAAAACGCAAUUACCCAAGAGGAGCUUUUCGAUCAUCUUCCUUCGAUCUCUGCAUAAUUGCUACAUUAUAUAUCUACGGUGGUGAUGGAACGCAUUUGUAACGCACUGCAUGGGCUGAAGCCCGCCAUGUUAAUGGUGGUGGUUCAGUUUGUAUUUGGCGGGGUCAAUGUGUUCUACAAACUGGCCGCGAAUGAUGGAAUGAGCUUGAGGGUUAUUGUUGCCUAUCGCUUCAUUUUCGCAACUGCUUUUGUUCUUCCUCUUGCUCUCCUUUUCAAGAGGAAAAGCAGGCCAAAGCUGAGUUGGGUAGUGCUCUUCCAAGCAUUUUUUUGUGGGCUAUUUGGGGGAUCAUUAGCUCAAAACUUAUAUAUUGAGAGCUUAGCCUUGACAUCAGCAACAUUUGCUUCAGCCAUGAGUAACCUAAUUCCUGCCAUUACCUUCAUCCUCGCAAUCUUCUUUGGGCUGGAGAGGCUGAACCUGGGGACAAUAGUAGGCAAGGCUAAAGUGUUGGGAACAUUAAUGGGAAUAGGUGGGGCGAUGCUGCUCACUUUCUAUAAAGGCGCAGAAAUUGACAUUUGGUCUUCUCAUCUUAACCUUUUGCAUGACUCCCAAAAUCAAACUCGACACGUGGCCUCUCCGCUUAAACAGUCCGGAAAUCGCCUUUUGGGUUUUUUAUUGGCCCUAGGAAGUUGUUCCUCAUUUGCCCUCUGGUUAAUCAUUCAGGCUAAACUGAGUGAGAAAUAUCCGUGUCAUUUCUCAAGCACAGCUCUAAUGUGUAUGAUGGGAGCAAUUCAAGCCGUUGCUUUUGCCCUAUGCAUGGAGAAGGAUUGGAGUCAGUGGAAGUUGGGGUGGAAUAUCAGGCUUCUUACAGUUGUUUAUUCGGGAGUAGUGGGUUCGGGACUAAUGGUGAUUUUCAUUGCGUGGUGCGUACACACGAGAGGCCCUUUGUUUGUCUCUGUCUUCAACCCUCUAAUGCUUGUUUUAGUUGCCGUCAUGGGCUCUUUGCUACUCGACGAAAAGUUGCACCUUGGAAGCAUAUUAGGAGCCGUGUUGAUUGUUUGCGGCUUAUACGCGGUGCUGUGGGGUAAAGGCAAAGAGAUGAAGAAGAUAACUCAACUAGCACCCUCAAACAGCUCCCGAGAGUCUGAUGAUCAGUUGAUGGAUAUUGUUAUCGCGUCUCCAAUGGAAGGAAACGUCAACGUUAUCGCAAGUGUUAAACCGGAUUCCCUGUCAACCUCUAAUGCCCCAAUACAAGGCAACCCGUUGGCAAAGGGACAUAAUCAAGAGAAUGAAGAAAAUCUCAGUAAUAGUAAGAGUUGCUGAAAUCGCUCGAUUUUUGUCAUCUUAACAUUCAUCACCGCUACAAUAUUGGAUAAGGAAACAGCCCAACAGCCAAAGAGAAGAUGAUGAAGCAAGCUGAUGAGGAUAAGAAACAACAUCGAUCAUUCUGAUAAACAUAUAUAAGCUAGCUAGGCUUGAUAAUGUUUUAUACGUACUAGUUAACUUAUAUAUGUACAACAUCGAUCUGUUGAUCAUAGUGUUGUAAACAUGAUAUAUUAUAAAUGAACCACAGUGAUUCAUGGGGAGUUAGUCA
Messenger RNA from Alnus glutinosa, 1593 nucleotides. RefSeq names its product WAT1-related protein At1g25270-like. Gene Ontology annotation, molecular function: transmembrane transporter activity. Gene Ontology annotation, cellular component: plasma membrane. The coding region runs from base 87 to 1322 and encodes 411 amino acids. The transcript is spliced from 7 exons. The record is from RefSeq and is a predicted model, not a curated record. Lineage: Eukaryota; Viridiplantae; Streptophyta; Magnoliopsida; Fagales; Betulaceae.